AGAGCAAAGUGGUGAAAAUGUUAAGCCGGAUUUUUGAGCCAAUUUUGACUAAGAUAUGGGAGUCAAUUUUGUCAAAGUUGGUUGAACAAAUGGCGGAUCAUGCACACAACAAUGUGAAAAGUAUAAAGGACUUUGAGCUCAAUCUAAAAGCUCUGCAGAAAAAGUUGAAGUCAUUAGGUGCUAAGGCAUCUGAUGUUGAGGAGGAAAUCAAGAACUCAGAGCUUUCUGGUCGAAAGAAAAGGAAGCGUGAAGUUGAGGAAUGGUUGGAAGAAGUGAGGUCCAUUGAAAAUCAAGUUGUUGAGUUGGGGACUCAACCGGAAUCUGAAGGAUUUAUUAUGAGAUUGAUGGAUGGAGGGUUACCAGAUAAACUAAAUGGCGAGGUUGACAUGCUUGUUGAGCAAAGUCGGAAUUUUGGUGAACUUGUCCUUGAUGUUUGUGGAAGUAGGGGAGAUAAGUUGUUAACAAAUGGGAUGGUUGGUGAAGCUUUUGAUGAAAAUUUGGAAAUGAUUUUGACACUUUUGGAGAGUGGGCAAGUGUCGAGCAUUGGUGUUUAUGGCAUGGGUGGUGUGGGCAAAAUGACACUGGCAAAGCACAUUCACAAUCAACUCCUCCAACACUCUCAGGGACGUGUGAUUUGGGUUACAGUCUCUCAAGAAUUUAGUGUUACGACUUUACAAGAUAAAAUAGCUCGUUUCAUAGGUCUGGAGUUUGUAGGUGAGAAUAAUGAAGACAUAAGGGCGGCGAGACUUAAUACAACUUUGUCUCAGAUGAAGAAUUCAGUGCUGAUAUUAGAUGAUGUGUGGGAAAAUAUUGAUCUUUUAAAGGUUGGAUGUCCCGUUUCUGUCGAGUGUUGCAGGCUGAUUAUAACCACUCGCUCCUUAGAAGUGUGUCGUCAAAUUUGUUGCCAAAAAUUGAUUCCAGUGCAAACUCUACAUCAUCAUGAGGCAUGGAAAUUGUUUAAUGAAACACUAAGAAAUGAGAUAGAACUUGAUUCUUCGGCAGAAGAGAUUGCGGAUGUGGCAAAAUUGUGUGGUGGUCUGCCCCUAGCAAUUGUUACAGUGGCUGCAAGCAUGAGGGGAGAGAGAGCCAUUCAUACAUGGAGAAAUGCUUAUGUUGAACUAAAAGAAUGUGUCUCGGGGAAUGAUGGCAUGGGAGAUGGUGAUGUUUAUAAAGUAUUGAAAUAUAGUUUUGAUCGGUUGAAGAGUAAUCAUCAUAGUCAGAGUAAUGAGUUCAAUACAUUGCAACAUUGUUUCCUGCAUUGCGCGUUAUAUCCUGAAGAUAAAGAAAUAGAGCGAGAGGCUUUGGUUAGGGAGUUCAUUUCAGAAGGGUUGGUGGAUGAAAGAAAGACAAGGAGAGCAGAAGUUGAGCAAGGACAUUCCAUAUUGGAUAAAUUAGUGAAUGUGUGCUUAUUGGAACAAGUUGUUCCCGAUGACUUUGGUCCUACGGAAUGCGUGAAGAUGCAUGAUCUUGUCAGAAGUAUGGCAUUGAAGAUAUGUGAGGGGAAAUAUAUGGUAAGAGCAGGUGAUUUGUCUUUGACGGAAAUUCCAAAAGAAGCAGAAUGGGCAAAAGAUCUGGAGAAGGUGUCCAUAAUGGAAAAUGGCAUAAGGAGAAUUGAAGAAGGAAUGUCUCCCGAUUGUCCUAAGCUCUCUACAUUGCUUUUAUGCAAUAAUCAUCGGCUGGAGUUUAUCCCAGAUUCAUUCUUUUCUAAAAUGCAAGGACUAUGUACUCUUGAUUUGAGCUGGACUGUCAUAACAAUGCUGCCAAACUCAGUCUGUGCCAUGAAGAGCCUCAAGGCAUUGCUCCUUGAGUCGUGUUAUAAGCUGAAAAAUGUGCCAUACUUGGGAGAGAUGAAAGAAAUCAGGGAGUUAAACCUCUCGCUCACAGCCAUCAUGGAAGUACCUCAAGGAGUUGGAGAAUUAUUCAAUCUCAAAUUCCUCGCGUUGGAAUCGUCUAACUUGAAGAUACUUCCAAGAGGUUUGUUCCAUAAACUUGGGAAUCUUCAGCAUUUAGAAUUACCAUUUUGUGUACAAGUAGUAAUUGAAGAAAUUGAGAAUCUGAAACUGCUAGAGGAGUUUAGUGGAAGAGUGGACAAUGUGAAUGAUUUUAAUUCUUUAAUUACAAGUUGGAGAAAUCGGGUGCAUGACACUUGCUACAUAAUAUUAGUGGGAUCGUAUCAUGAAGAUACAUUCGAAAUAACAGGAGGAGCAUGUUAUAAUAAACAGUUGUUCCUGUCCGAAUGCAACCUUGAAGAUGAGAGAAUAUUAGCAGAGGGAAUUGAGCAACUAACAAUUAUUGAAUGUGAGGGUCCGACCAUAUGCUUUGUGGAUGGAUUGGAGAGAUUGAAAAUUAAAUGGUGUGGAGACAUAGAAUACAUUUUGAAGAAAUGUCAAAUGGCUACUCUUACAGAAAUUGAAUUGGUUGGGUUGGAUGAUAUGAAGGGGUUGGUCGAAGAGGGGGAAAUAGGAGCAUCAGCUGCACUUGCAUGGCCUGUGUUUUCUUCUCUGAUACGGUUAAGAAUUGAUAAGUGUAACAAGAUGAGGAUACCACUACCAGGAGCUCCCAACCUCGAACUUAUUGAUAUAAGCGAGUGUGAAGAAAUAGAAGAGAUAUUCGAGGAUGAAGGAACCGAAGAGAUAUUCGAAGACGAAGGAAGAAGUUCCCUCGCCCUCGCUAAAUUAAAAACCUUAAGGUUACAUGGGCUGCCAAGACUAAGGAAGGUGGGGAUACUAUCAAGAGCUCCCAACCUUGGAGUUAUUCAUAUCAGCAAUUGUGAAGAAAUAGAAGAGAUAUUCAAAGAUGAAGAUCGAUAUUUCCUCACACUCCCCAAAUUAAAAGAAGUAUGGUUAUAUGAUCUUCCAAGACUGAGGAAGGUGGGGAUAUCACUAUCAGGAGUUCCUAACCUUAUAACUAUUUCUGUGAGUGAGUGUGGAGGAUUAGAAGAUGUAAUCGAUGAUGAAGGAAGAGGAUGCCUCACCCUGCCCAAAUUAAAACAGUUGAAGUUGGAAGAGCUUCCAAGACUGAAGAGCCUAUGCAAGGGAACAACCAUCAUUUGCAACUCAAUUGAAGCUAUAUUCAUAAAAAAGUGCCCAAGAUUGAUGAACAAACUUCCUGUGCUUGUGGAUUUGGCUGUGCCUCGACGAUUUAAGAUAAGGGUCAACCCAGAACUGUGGGAAUCAUUGGAGUCGGACCAUCCCAACCUCUCUCUAUUUUCCAUAUCUGAUAAUAGGGAAGGAUUUUUUCUUAAACUUGGGAAUCUUCAGCACUUGGAAUUACCAUUGCAUAUAGAAGUAAAAGUUGAAGAAAUUGAGAAUCUGAAACAGCUAGAGGAGUUUAGUGGAAGAGUGGAAAAUGUGAAAGAUUUGAAGUCUUUGAUUACAAGUUGGGGAAGUCGGGUGCGUGACACUUGCUACAGAAUAUUAGUGGGAUCGUAUUAUGAAAUAUUCAAUAAAAGAGGAGGAAUAUGUCAUAAUAAAGAGUUGUUCCUGUUCAACUGCAACCUUAAAGAUGAGAGAGUAUUAGCAGAGGGAAUUGUGCAGCAAUGUGAGGGUCUGGGCGUAUGCUUUGUGGAUGGAUUGAAGACAUUGAGAAUUGAAAGUUGUGGAGAAAUGGAGUACAUUUGGAGGAGUGAGCCAGGAUUAUCAUCUCAAAUGUCUACUCUUGAAGAAAUUGAACUGGUUUGGUUGGAUGCUAUGAAGGGGUUGAUCGAAAAGGAGGAAAUAGGAGCAUCAGCUACUGUUAUGCAAUAG
Salvia hispanica is the source of this 3746-nucleotide messenger RNA. NCBI's taxonomy places the organism in Eukaryota, Viridiplantae, Streptophyta, Magnoliopsida, Lamiales, Lamiaceae. The record is from RefSeq and is a predicted model, not a curated record.